Messenger RNA from Dendrobium catenatum, 2612 nucleotides. RefSeq names its product nucleolar complex protein 2 homolog. The record is from RefSeq and is a predicted model, not a curated record. Gene Ontology annotation, cellular component: Noc1p-Noc2p complex; Noc2p-Noc3p complex; nucleolus. NCBI's taxonomy places the organism in Eukaryota, Viridiplantae, Streptophyta, Magnoliopsida, Asparagales, Orchidaceae. The transcript is spliced from 12 exons. Gene Ontology annotation, biological process: ribosomal large subunit biogenesis. The coding region runs from base 1 to 1980 and encodes 659 amino acids.
AUGGUGGAGCGAUUAUCAGAUACGGUAUUGAAAGGGAACUUCAUGAAGGGUUUGAAGGCAGAGAUCCGAGCAACAAUGAAGAUUUUGAUGCCACGUGACUUGGGGGAGGCCAUGAAGAAAUCUGGAGUCACUACAAUUGAUGCAGCAGCUUCUUACAAUUCCCUUGAUAACAUUUAUAUUGAAGAUGAUGUGAAUUUGGUUGACGUUGAAUCUGACGGUGAAGGCAUUCUUUCAGAGGAUCCCGAGUGCCCCUACAUUUCUGAUAUUGAAACCGAGAAUAAAGGCCAAGACAAUGGUGAGCGUGCUGCUUUGUCAGAAAGCAACAAAAAUAUUCACUUGGAGAUUGUAGAGCAAAAGGGAAAGCUUGACAUGCUGCUGGAGAAGGUUCCAAAAUUUUCAAAAUAUUUGGAAAGUCGAAGAGCUGAACUUCAGAAAUCAGAGAGCGAGGAAAUUGAUUCUGAUGAGGAUGGCGACACAAAUUACUCUAAUGGUGUUUCUUCAAAUGAGGGUAUGCGUUUACAUGACAGGAGGGCCAUCAACAGCCAUACUAUAGAUGUCUGGUGUUGGCUAGUAGUAGAGCAACCUGAAGGGCCUGCGCUACCUAAUCUGCUUCAUACAUUUCAAGCUGCUUGCCGUUAUGGUUUUGAUUCAGAUGAAAGCCAUUUGCAUGAAAUUCUAGAUGAAAAAGUUUUUUCUAAGGUGCUGAUGUUCAUCUUAUGUGAAGCUGAUGGUAUCUUUCGGAAAUGGUUGGGUGUUUCAGAUUCUUGCAGAAAAGAUAGUUUUUUGAAGUUCAUGAACACAUCGGAGUGGAAACUAGUGAGACCGCUAAUGAAAUCCUAUUUGAGAAGUUGCUUGCUUCUUCUAAAUCAAGUAACUGAUGGCCAGAUUCUUGUCUUCAUCUUAUCUCGCCUUAGAUCUUCAAUUGUAUUUUUUGCUGCUUUCCCAUCACUGACUGAGUUGCUCAUCAAGAUCUCAGUUCAUCUAUGGGUGACUGGGGAGGAGAGCUUGUCUCUGUCUUCUUUCCUUGUUGUCCGAGAGAUUGCCUCAAUGUUGCUUUCUGAUUGGUAUGAUACUUGCAUGAUGAAGACAUAUAAAGCUUUUAUUGCACAUUCAAAGUUUUUUGAACAUGGAAAUCUGAAGAAAGUGGAGUUUCUUAUGAAUUCAAUUGUGGAAUUGUACUCCUUGGAUCUGCAAAGGUCCUACCAACAUGUUUUUGCAUCUUUGCAACAUUUGGCUAACAUAUUGAGCCAGACUAUGAAAGCCAAGAAGAAGGAAGAACUCAAGAAGAUACACAAUUGGCAGUAUAUUAAUUGUGUCAGUCUCUGGGUCAAGUUUAUUGAUUGUAAUCUCAAGGAUCAUGAUCUUCAGCCACUGCUCUCCUUAUCUAUCCUAAUAAUAAAAGGGAUAGCUCAUUUGUUUCCCAGUCUUCGAUACCUACCUUUAAGAUUUAGAUGUGUUCAGAUGCUCAAUCAGCUAUCUCUUUCUAGUGGUGUUUUUAUUCCUGUUGCUUCUCUGGUACUUGACUUUUUGGAGCAUAAAGGAUGUACUGCAGAUGCCACUCGUGUGAAAGCAUUUGAUUUUUCAACUGUUUUAAAGGUGCCGAAGCAUUUGCUGAAAUCACGUAACUUUCAAGAGGAGUGCAUCCUUUCUGCUAUUGAACUUCUUUCAGCACAUUUUUCACAAUGGAGAUAUCAUAUAUCUUUCCCUGAGCUGGCAACCAUUCCUUUGGUGUUAUUCAAGAGAUUCCAUGAAAAAUUAAGUAAUGAGACACUUCGACGGCAGGUGAAACGCUUUAUAGAUCAGGUCGAACAAAAUAAAGAAUAUAUUGAGAGGAAAAGAGCUGAAAUUUCCUUUUCACCCAAUGAUCACGCGGCAAUUGAUUCAUUCCUUCAGAUGGAAAAGAGUGGUUCCAAUUGUUCUUUCAACCAGUACUACGCUAGUGUACAACAGAAGUCCCACUCCAGAAGUGCACUAAGAUAAAUUAUCUGCAGUACAGUUGUUGUUGAGAGUAGUGGAUGUGAAAGAAGUGUAGAGUUUGUUGCUCAUACCAUGGAAAGGACCAGAAUUCUUUCAAUGAAGUUAUAUUGAUGACUGAGGCUUUUUCUUGAUCCAGUUGGUUCCUUCUGUGGUCCGGUUUAUUUAAAGGUUUACACCACAUCUAAGAGUGAUUUGACCUUGGAGAUUGAUCUUUCAAUAAGCGAAGGUGGUGUUUUUUCAUUGAAUGGCAAAAUGCAUCAGGUAGAUUAGCAGUUGUAGGAAUUUUGGGCAUUUAAAGAACCAUCUUCUACUUUAUUAUUUGUAACACUAAGGCGUCGUUUGUGAUAGCUUUUUUUAUUUUUUCUUGAAACAACUUUUUAGUACAAAAAAUUUAAUUUUUAUACUAAAACGCUGCUUCAAGAAGCAAUAAAAAAAUAGUCCCAAACAAAGCAUAACACUCUUACCUUUAUGCGAUUACUUUUGCAUAUGUUAACUCGAACGAGUAAAGGGAAAAUUUUGUUACUCGAUAUUGAUUCCUUUCACAUCUCAAUCUUGUUGUUUGUAUCGUCAUGUUGUUAUAUUAAAAUUUUGAGUGUCAAAUUAUAAUAUCUAAAAUUUAUCUUUCUUCUGUAAAA